Penicillium taxi is the source of this 912-nucleotide messenger RNA. RefSeq lists its product as uncharacterized. The record is from RefSeq and is a predicted model, not a curated record. The transcript has a single exon. Bases 1 to 912 code for a protein of 303 amino acids. NCBI's taxonomy places the organism in Eukaryota, Fungi, Ascomycota, Eurotiomycetes, Eurotiales, Aspergillaceae.
AUGACCACUAGGAAAGAAAGAAAAGCCGCAAAAAAGGCUGCCGAAGUCGCAUUCUACGAAGAAUCAUUUUCAGAUGAAUCAGACUCGGAGCCAGAACUACCAAAUCCCUUUCGAUUCCUAGAUCUUCCUUCGGAAAUUCGCGAGCGAAUCUACCACUUUGUCCUUUUUACACCGACACGGCGGAGUGCUUUGUUGAAUCGCGGUACCGUUGGCGCUUCAGCGAAAAAGAGCAAAGCUGUGGCCCCAAUAUCGCAUCGCAUAGGCUUGUUCCUAGCCUCACGCCAAAUCCAUGAUGAAGCCAGCUACUACUUCUAUUCGACGCAAAUUUUUAGGGUCUUCCCGAUCCAGGAUUUUUCCCGUAUACCGACAGUUAGAGCCCUACCACGUCGUCAUCGUUCAUCUGUUACCAUCAUUGAGUUGAUUUUGGGCAAUAGUUGGACUGCACCGCCAAGGUCAUGGGUUGUCAAUCAGGGACUGGGGCUGCAUGACAUGACACUUACCCGCACUCUGAAGGUGUUUAUCGAGUGUGAUCCCUCGCAGCCAGUCUUCGAGGGGUUUCGAGUAUCCAAGGAAUACUACACUGAGUUCGCUGGAAAGCUACUGCAUCAGAUCCUAGAACGACUUCCUGGUCUGGUCCAGAUAGAAUUCGAUGCAUAUCCAUCUGUUCAGAAAAACGGGUCUCUGAUGAGACGGUUGUUGAUGGAGGCUCAGGAGGCCCAGAAGAGAGUCCUGUGGGGUCCAGAGAGAGGUUGGACAUCCAGUGAGACCGAAGAUACUGAGAACAUCAGGGACCCAGAAGUGGAUUCAAAAGUGGAUGCAGCUAGUGCUGCCGUUGACGGGCUUCGUGCCCAUAUUCCAGGCAAUAUUGAUGUUUUAGCCCACUCAUUGCAAGCCGUGAGCCUGGAUAUGUAG